Dreissena polymorpha is the source of this 5662-nucleotide messenger RNA. RefSeq names its product spondin-1-like. NCBI's taxonomy places the organism in Eukaryota, Metazoa, Mollusca, Bivalvia, Myida, Dreissenidae. Gene Ontology annotation, molecular function: serine-type endopeptidase inhibitor activity. The coding region runs from base 613 to 3231 and encodes 872 amino acids. The record is from RefSeq and is a predicted model, not a curated record. The transcript has 14 exons.
UUGGCAGUGGUUAUUUAGUAUGUAUUUACACCAGAUUACAUGCACACCAUUUUUGUUUGAAAAAAUAUUUUAUGCAAAUGAAACAAGUGGGGCGUGUCGUAACUGUCAACGUUAGCCAAUCCGCGACAAUGAAAUUUACAACGUUUUGCAGUAGAAUGUAUUUUGGAUAUAUGAAAAGAUAACUCGGUUAAAGGUACAAUUUGCGCGACACCGCGGUUGUGUUUAACACUUGUGGUACAUAUCGCACGCUGUACGAUAGUUUUUUUUCUGCACACUGUUUGUUAUUUAGACAGUCUGUUUUGUAACAGUGCGAUAACGGUUUUCACUAGUGAAUAAAACGGAGAGUGAUUUUUCUGUGCUCGCGUGUGCCGAUAGUAUCGAAUGUUAAUGAAGUUACAUAUAUGAAACUACUUCAAUUUCUGGUGGAUGUUAAAAUGUAAUUUCGUAAAUUUUCGUCAGAUAAUUACAUCAAAGAAAACAAGUGCGAGCAGAAAAAUAAUUAUGACCUUGAUAGUAAAAUAAAUAUUAGAAAUUGGACUGGGAUUUUAAAGAAAUUAGUUUAUUUUUAAUUACUAGUAUUCGUUUCUAUUCGCGUAUCAUUUUGGAUUUACUAUGGGUGUAUUUAACGUGAAAGUAUCGACGCUAUUUGUUUUGGGUGUUUUGGCGGUAGUCGAGUGCGGAUUAAACGUCUGCUCCCGGACUCCGAUCCACACAACAGCCAGCCGAACCCCCGGGGACAACGGUUUUAGCAUUCUCGUUAAGGGAUUGCCUAGCGACGGGCGUUACAUUCCCGGAGAGACGUACACCGUUGUGGUAAAGAACACUCACAAAGAAAAGACGGAUGGAUUGCUCGGGAUAAUGCUGAUAGCCACACCGGAAGAGAGUGUUAACGAGUCAGAGAGCGCAGGGAAGUUUGAGGUGCCCACUGACCACGUUAAGGAGGCGGAGAACUGCGGUCACGUGGUGGUCACACACCACUACCUGGACAAGAAGAACAAGAUUAAGGUCAACUGGACCGCGCCGGAUACCGGCUGCGUCAUCUUCCGAGCCACUGUCAUAUCCGAGGAGGCGAACCGCUGGUACAAGGAUGACGGGGGUCUUACGCUAAGAAUCUGUGACGAAGAACCGGAAGUGAUUAAGGCCCAAGGGGACGUGCCGGCUCUGCGGGACUCCCCGGAAUGCUGCGCAUGCGGAGAGGCGCGAUACAAGAUGGUGUUCCAGGGGCUGUGGUCGCGACAGACUCACCCUAAAGACUUCCCGUCCGGAAAAGACGCGUACCUGCUGCACUGGUCAAACAUUGUCGGCGCAACACACACGGACGACUUCUACAUCUGGGAGUACGGGGGGUUCGCGGAGAAGGGUGUCCGCGAGGUAUGCGAGUAUGGAUACUCUAGCGUCCUCGAGCAGAACAUGAAGGAAAACAGCGACAAGAUAUACACAGUUAUCAAGACCAGUCCGAUGUGGCGUGACGUCACGAAGACACGUGAGGCGGUGUUCAAAGUGAACCAAAAGGCUCAUCUGAUCUCCCUCAUCACUAUGGUGGGACCUAGCCCUGACUGGUGUAUAGGUAUACCGUCUCUGUCGGUGUGUCAGACCAACUGCACGUGGGCAGAUCAGAUGACUGUGGACCUGUACCCCUGGGAUGCCGGCACCGACGACGGCAUCAAGUAUAUAAACCCUCGAAAAAUUCCCUCCAACCCUCGUGAGCGCAUCCACCAGAUAACCAACCUGUACCCGAAGCACCCCGACUCUCCCUUCUACGGCCCCACCCCCGUGAAACCCAUGGCGACGGUGACCUUGACCAAGCUCCAGGAGAACUGCGCUGGUGAGGAUGGGUCGCAUAGCAGCGAGGACAUACCCAGCACCGAGGACCUCAUAGACGCGAUGAAGAAGAAGAUGAUGAUGACUAAGAAACUAGAGAUGAUGAAGUGUUCCACGACGGACUGGUCCGAAUGGACGGUCUGCAGCAACAGCUGCGGCUCCGGGAUUCGACGGCGCACCCGCGAGCUCGUCAACGAGAACAUCCUGCCGUCCAUGUGCAGCGUGGAUCUAGCGGAAGAAGAGGCGUGCCAGGGCGUCUGCGUAGAAAAUCAGCCGCAGAAAAAGGGCCGCGAGAAGCUGAAUAAGAAUUUUGAAGUCCGCCAUACGGACACAAUCGAUUUCGAGGAUCCUUGCGCGAUCACGCCGUGGUCUGAUUGGUCGCCUUGCAGCGCGAAGCUUUGUGGGCGGGGCGUCCGGGAACGAUGGCGCAUGUUUCUACGCAAGUCCGCGCAGAUGAUGAAUUGUGGAUACGAGAUCAUGGAGCAAGACGUCUGCUACGGCAUCGUCCAUGACUGCCGGAAAGCGUUCAUGAUGAAGAACUUCACUGCCAUCUGCUCCCUCCCGAUGAACGUCGGUCCCUGUCGGGGAAACUUCCAGCGCUGGUACUAUGACACCAACAUGCGAAAGUGCCAGCCCUUCCGGUAUGGCGGUUGCCGGGGAAACGACAACAAGUUCGAAACCGAGGCCGAGUGUCAAGAACAGUGCGCCAAAUAUAUGGAUAACCUCGAUGCAACGGUAAACUCGCACAACAGAGCCGAGCUCAUAGCAGCUUCUCAGGAUGAUUUAAUGCGUCUGCAGAAGCAGAAGAUGAUGGGUGCGAACGGAACCGGAACUCCUCUGCGUGAUGCAAACGUCUCCAUGAAAAAGAAACCAUCGAAGAAAGAGCGGCAGAUGGAGAAAGAGAAGCGGAGGGAACGUAAGCGUCUCAUGAAGGAAAAGAAUAGAAACAUGAAGAAUCGAAAGGAAAAUAUGGGCACAGGCGAUUUAAACGCCACAGACGGAAGUGGUCAGCAGGUGGACUGCAUGGUCACUCAGUGGACGGAGUGGGACCAGUGUACGGCCACAUGCGGUAAGCAGUACAUCACUCGGUCACGUAUGAUUAAGCAGCAACCGGAAAAUGGCGGAAAAAAGUGUCCGAAGAAACUCAGCCGCAGACGGAAGUGCAGAGGGCUGAAAAAGUGUCCACGAGACUGCAAGGUAAGCGGAUGGGGCGACUGGGGCGCCUGUUCUGCCACGUGUGGUCCGGAAGCGGUCAAGGAACGCUCCCGGAAGGUGAUCAUGAGUCCUAAAUUCGACGGCAUGGAUUGUCCGAGUCUAGUUGAACGGCAGUCGUGCCAACUCGCGCCAUGUUCGGACUCAAAGGUGAUGAAAGCGUUCAUGGAAAAAAUGCAGAGACAUCCUUCAUCAUAGACCGCAAAACACAACGUAUUUAGCCAUUCUUGUUAGCUUUAACUUGACAACAUUAUCAGACAAGUCUUGUGUUCAAUGUGUACUUGCUUAAAGCAGGUUGCUCUGAGGGAUGUGUAAAAUAGACAUAGAACUCUGCGGAGAAAGUGCUAUGCCGUUCGCCUUUACUUUUCAGGGAUUCCUUGAUUUCGUAACCGAAGUGCGAACUUUCAAAUGUUAAACUUUGACACAAAUAACUAUGAAAACGUUGAUCAUUAUUAAUGCAAGAGAAUUUGGCUCAGGCACUAGUGGUGAUGACAUUAAUGACGACAGCGAUGGAAACAUGCAAAAUAUUUAGACGACAACGUUAGAGUCAGUCGUUAACGAGGGUCAUGUCACGUGACUGAUAAUGAAGUCGUCAUUUCCGCUCUUUCAAGUGAAUUGAGUUGUGCCUUUCUAUUGACAUGGAUUAUUACGAGGAGGUACCGUAUAUUUUAGGUCGUUGUCCUUACAAGAAGUUUCGGGUUUAUGUAUAGCAGUGUUAUAUGAUAUUUAUUGUUAUUUGUUGUUAUUUUUACAUAUCUUAUGCGUUUCGUUUUAGCGCCAGUGAUUGUUUUUCGUUUCAUGUUUUCAUAUAUUUCAUAAUAUAUUGCAUGCAAAUACAUGUAAAUAAAUUGAAGUUGGCCAAAUGUAAAACUAGCUCGCUAUCUUUAAUUUUGUUCAACAUUUACUACUGAGCAAUUUAAUACCUGUAUGACUCGAUUGUUAUAAACUAAUUAAGAGAUAAGACACAGUUCUGUUCAAAUUCCAGAGUGAAACAUGAUAAUAUUUUCAAAUAAUCACGACAAAAUCGAUUGUCAUAUUCCAUUUCGCUUAUUGGCUAAACGAAGUUGUUUUCUUGUAAAUACUGUAAAACUUGUCAUUGUUGUGACUUGUUUCGCGUCAUGCGGAAAUGGGCCUUUUAAGUUUGAGAUAUCUCAGAUAUAUUAAUUAAAACAUCAUUGGUUGUUCUUUUUCGAAGUUUUGUUUUACAGUUUUCAAACGUGAUGUAGUUCUCGAUAAUUAUAUUCUUCUAGAUGCAUUUUCAUUUUACGGCGUGCCUUUGUAUGGAUAAUCCAGGUAGAAUUAAAUAAACAACAACACACGAUACGAUACUUUUUGUUGAAAUUAAUUAGUUUCUUUAGUCAUAUGUAAAUAUGAUUGACUCAUUCACAUGAUUUCAUUAAUAUAUCCUCAUACGGAUCGAGCGUUUUGCAUGGGUCUAACAUUUAAUACAGUAUAUGAAAGUGGUCAUGUAUUGGUUGAUACCAAUGUUUUUAUUUAGCAAAAUUUUAACCACAAAGACAAAGAAGACAAACUUAUCAGUUUCACAGUGGUUAAUGUUUUUCAUAUGUGCAUGGACCUUUCAAAGAUAUUGAAAAGUUGUCUAAGAAAGUCUGACAAUUAAACCACUAGGAAAACGUAUUUUCAGUUGCUAAGCAGGGAAAGAAUAAUGUUAAGCAUUGUUUUAUUACAUUCUAUAAUGGUGAAAAUAAAAGUAAUGAUGUCAAUAAAUUUCAUACACACAGCUAUCGAAACUUAUCCAAAAAAGUCAUCUUCAUGGAUUGAAUAUAUUGACCAAAACCUCUGUGCACAACGUUUGUUGUCAAAUUGACUAUGAAACCAUGCAACCGAUAAACUCCGAAAAAAGGACUUACACAAACACCUUUAUACGAAAACUUACUUUUACUAUAAAACAUUAUACUUUUAUAUACUGUGUUACAAACAUUCUACUUGGCCUAGAUGUCUUGGAAUCCUGUUAAAUUAAACCAAUCGGAUGGGACCUCUAACUUAUUUUACUAGACUCGCAUAAGAUCACCCUAGUCGUUAUGUCAAUUGCAUGUAUGUAAUGUGAAAAAGUAUGUAUCAUUUGUUUGUUAAAAAUAUAUAUUUUUUUUUUACUUUUAAAAAGAAUUAAGAAGGUAUGGCUAUUGGUAUUUUGGUAAAUAGAACACUUACUUUAAUGUUUUUUCGCGUAUAUGUACUUCCAACUUACAUAUACAUUUACCUUAAAUAAUUUUAUAAACUUCAAAGCCAAAUCUCCUUAACACGGAUGUGUACGUAUUAUAUAGUAUUUUGAUUUAAGAAAAUAACCAGGAAAUGAGGCACUCAUAAAACAAUGAUUUCAACUGUAUGGAUUUCCUUAUAUAUAAUACUUAUUUGGUUAGUUUGUUUAUUACCACGACAUUAACAUGUUCAAGUAAGCUUUGCAUGUUAAACGUAACUAAAAUUUACUAAGAGACUGACACAGUUUUGUUAGUAAGUAUCACGUUAUGUAGGCAUUCAAUCGACUCUCGUGUCUAUAUGCAGUUUUGGAUUGACAUGCUAUGUAAAUAUUGUUUUGCUAAAAUUAAUAACGUGUAGUUGACUGUAAAAUGUGAUAUGCCAUUUACAAAAUAAACUCUGUAACAUUUAA